Penicillium malachiteum is the source of this 441-nucleotide messenger RNA. RefSeq lists its product as uncharacterized. The record is from RefSeq and is a predicted model, not a curated record. Gene Ontology annotation, molecular function: hydrolase activity. The transcript has 2 exons. Lineage: Eukaryota; Fungi; Ascomycota; Eurotiomycetes; Eurotiales; Aspergillaceae. The coding region runs from base 1 to 441 and encodes 146 amino acids.
AUGGGUGAUUCCGCGGGUGGCGGUUGCUACAUCCUCGGUGGUAUCGAGUGUAAAUCACAUGGGUUACCCCAACCCGCGGGGACUAUCCUCAUAUCUCCAUGGAUCGACAUGGCAACACACCCAAGAGAAGGUGGGAAUGCUUUAAUGGACACGGACUAUGUUGUCGGAGCAAAUACAUCUACCCCUUGCUUUGCCAUGAAGUGGCUAAAUGGAAUUUCACCAACCGAUCCAGAGGUCAAUCCAAUUUAUCGGCAACCUGAAGAGUUAAUAGGACUUAGCCCUCAGCUUAUCCUUGUUGGUGGUGGUGAGUUUGCUUUACAGGAAGCGAAAGACUGGGCUACACUUUGCAGAAAGGCGGAUAUCCGGCAUGAGAUUAUCUGCGAAUGGGGACAGUUGCAUAUCUAUGCUCUAGGAUCGGCAUGUAUUGAACCGUCUGUCUAG